AAUCCAUAAAUUCUACGCGCACACCGCUCCUUCUCUCUCCUCCGUUCCUCACUCAACGAGUUUUCUCGAACCACAUUCAUCGAGUUUUCUCCGCUGAAUUCGAAGAUUUUAACGCCAAACCAUUAGCUUCUCACAAGAACGAGGAACAAGAAGAACGAUUUGAAGUUUGAAGAUUGAAAGAUUUUACCAGGGGAGAAUUUGAUUUUCUUUUUUGUUCGUUUCCAUUUCGAAUCUUGUUUGUUUUCUUCUUGAAUUCGGUGAAUUUCUUAUGUAAUGCAUCAGAAGAAAUCGGAAGUUCAGAUCGGAAAAGAAAGCAGCGGCGUCUCUUCCGAUUUCAAUCCGUCCCCUCCCCUGUUUUUCCCAUCUUCAAUCUCAAUUCAUCAGAAGCAUCCACCGCCGCAUUCUCAUAAUCAUCAAUCUCAGCGAUCUUUUCUUUCUUUUACCACUCCUCAAAUUUUGAUCGAAACUCCUGCUCAUCAUGACCCGAUUGUGCCAUCGCCGUCGUCUUCUUCUUCUACUGCGCCUUAUAAGAGACCUCUCUUGACUCAUAAUCACUCUUCCCUCUCUAAAUCCCCUUCUCUGUAUCGUCUUCCUUCCGCCCCUCAAUUCAAUUCCGUCAAUCCCUCUUUCUUUUCUGUCUCUUUGGCCGUCCGGAGUACCGUUUUCCGUUUGCUCCGGCGGCUCAAGCAGCUUCGUCGUCUCCGUGUCCAUUUGCGGUUGAUUCUUUUGUUUUCUCUUCCGUUUUUCUAUUUCUUAGUUUCUCAUCCAACCCAUUCUUUUUUCCUCGAUUUCCUCUCGGCUUUUGCUUUCUCUGCUGCCCUUUUGUUUUCUCUUAAUCUCGCCCUUCCUCGCCUUCCUUCAAUACGUUUGUUUCUCGCCCGUUCUUUCCCUGUGAAGCUCAUUUCGUCGUCUUCGUCAUCUAGAACGCAUCUCCCGGUUUUGUGGUCAAUUGGGUCUCGAUCAAAAUCGGAGAAGAGGCUGAAUUCAGGUUGUUGGGUUCAGGUCUACAGCGAUGGCGACGUUUACGAGGGCGAGUUUCAUAAGGGGAAGUGUUCAGGGAGUGGUGUUUAUUACUACUAUAUGAGUGGUAGAUAUGAAGGAGACUGGGUUGAUGGGAAGUAUGAUGGAUAUGGAGUUGAGACAUGGGCUAGAGGAAGCCGGUACCGUGGGCAGUACCGGCAGGGCCUCCGGCACGGUUUCGGGAUGUACAGGUUUUACACUGGAGACGUUUAUGCUGGAGAAUGGUCCAAUGGGCAGAGCCAUGGAUGUGGAGUUCAUACCUGCGACGAUGGAAGCAGAUUCGUCGGGGAAUUCAAAUGGGGUCUCAAACAUGGACUUGGCCAUUACCAUUUCAGAAACGGGGACACAUAUGCUGGUGAAUAUUUUACGGACAAAAUGCAUGGAUUUGGGGUUUACCAAUUUGCUAACAAUGGACACCGAUAUGAGGGUGCUUGGCAUGAAGGCAGAAGGCAAGGACUUGGAAUGUAUACAUAUAGAAACGGAGAAACCCAAUCCGGCCACUGGCAGAACGGAGUUCUCGACAUUCCGAGCACUCAGAGCUCUACUUAUCCAGUAUCCCCUGUCGCAGUUUACCAUUCCAAAGUACUGAAUGUAGUGCAGGAAGCAAGACGAGCAGCUGACAAAGCCUACAGCGUCGGGAAAGUGGACGAACGGGUGAACAGGGCAGUAGCAGCGGCGAAUAGAGCAGCGAACGCAGCUAGAGUAGCAGCCAUCAAAGCAGUCCAGAAGCAAAUGCAACGGACCAAGAACACCAACGACAAUACUACUCAAGUCUCAAUUGUCUGAAUGUCUGCAGCAGCAGUUCAUCAGUCGAUAACACCUCGUACACUAAGGUUUGUUCGAUUCCUGUUCGGUUUUUUUCUUUAGCUCAUGUGUGUUAAUAUGAGCUGAAAUAGCUAGGGUUGCUCUGCAUUAACAUUGUCUAAUGAGGGGGGAAAGAGAGAUAAAGUAUAUGCAUAUGUUAAAACUAAUUUUACACUUUUUGUUCCAUUUUUGUAAAGAGGUAAGAUGAUGAGAAUGAAAUUUAGUGGCUGGAAGUGGAUGAUGGUCUCAUCCCCAAAGCCAUGUUGUAUUUGAUGUGAUGAAAUUCAUGCACGUUUUUGUUUU
Cucurbita moschata (crookneck pumpkin) is the source of this 2127-nucleotide messenger RNA. Its product is annotated as phosphatidylinositol 4-phosphate 5-kinase 9-like. The transcript is spliced from 3 exons. NCBI's taxonomy places the organism in Eukaryota, Viridiplantae, Streptophyta, Magnoliopsida, Cucurbitales, Cucurbitaceae. The record is from RefSeq and is a predicted model, not a curated record. Bases 274 to 1806 code for a protein of 510 amino acids.